CUGUUUAGUUACUGUGUUCGCCGUAGUUGUUGCUCAAGUUGUGUAUUCUGACUAAUUUAAAUCAUUGCACAAUGGUCGAACAAGACACAAAGGAAUUUGAACUAUCCAGUGUUGGUGGUUUUUACAUCUCUCGGAAACAUUUUAGAACUUUUACGAUGGAUACAUUCAGGUCUAUGUUUUUAUCACAUCAGUGAAGUUAACAGAUGUUGAAGAAUAAAAGGAACCAAGCUCCGAGAAGACUGAAGUACGAUGAUGAAAUCUAGCAUCUUAAGGGAAGAAAUAAUUCUGGUGUCAAAGGGAAAACUGUUACAGUUUGUUGAAAGCCAACACAAAUGGGAAGAACUACACUCCGCAGUCAAGUUCCAUCUCCUGCGACUAGGGGAUGAUUUCAUUCUUCGGAUUUCAACCGAUGGUCCUGAAUCUGUACUUGUGGUGGAAGCCUGCACAUCAGACAUUGUGGGAGUCAAACCCAUGUCAGAAAAACGCCUGCAAGUGGAUUUGGGAACUGUCAGGUUUUGUCUCCAAUUUAACACCAAUCAAGACAUGACACAAUUCUCUUUGAUUAUCAAGAAUGUACUCGAUGAGGUGCAGUCCAGAGCUGGACUAUUGAGGCAAUAUUCCCCUGCAAUGGCGAUGCCAAACACCAAAUCUACCAAAGGAGCAGACAUAGAAGCAUUAAUUGAGAGCAUGACGAGGGCUAUUGCAAGUGGAGAUUGUGAAUCAGCGAGUCAUGCAGCAAUAUCACUAGCUCAGCAUAAAGUCAAGUUGAGCACCCAAGCUGAUGAGAUUGGAGACAUGCCUGGUAAUCGCAGCAAAUUUAACCUCGAUGUAGUUCUAGAAGAUCGGCUUUCAUCAGGAACUAAGAUCAGACUACCAGAUGUCAUUCCCAACAUGACCAUCGCAUACUUAAAGAAAUUGGUUUUCCAGAUGUAUGAUUUCCCAGUUGAAGUGCAACGUUGGAUAAUCGGACAGAAGAUCAUCAAAGACACCGAGUCGCUGAUAGAUCUACGAGUCAAUUCCAGCACCCCAGUCUUCAUCUACCUCAUCUCUGCUGAAAAGGCUGGUAUAACCAGACAAGGGGUUGAGGUCGGCAGACAGGCUUUAUUGGAAGAAAGGCAACAACAAGCGCUCUUUCAUCAAGCUGGCAAUGCCAGUAUGUUUGCGCCACCACCAUCCGUCAUCAGGACAAAGCCUGUCGUCAGAGUACCCAAGAAUGACCUGCCGAAUGUUGUCCCAUCUGUGGCUCCUCAAGCUGCUCCACCUCCAAGGAAACGCACUGCAGCGGAAGUCGGCUGGCACUGCCCUGCGUGUACCUUAAUUAAUCCCCCUAGGGUGCCGGGGUGUAACGCCUGUAUGACUGAAAGACCAGAUGACUACGACCCACCAGCUGUGGGCUCCUACAUUAUGGAUGAUGCUGAGAAGAGAAUACAGGAUGACCAAGAUCGCAAUGAUGCCUUGAUGAUGGAGAUGGACCGGCAAGAUAAGAUACAAGAGCAGAAAGACCGAGGUGCAAAUUACCAGAUGCUGGUAGAAACAGACGUAAUGUCUUUAGUACCCAACACAGAGAUGUUUCAAUGUUUAAUCUGCUUCGGUGAUGUUCCACAGGGGGAGGGAGUCAUGCUGAGGGAAUGUCUACAUACAUUUUGCAGAGAAUGUCUACAAGAAAACAUAAGACACAACACAGAGCCUGUCAUAAUGUGUCCUUACCAAGACGGAGACUACAGCUGCCCGGAAGUUAUUAUAGAAAGAGAAAUCAAAGCGCUGGUCGGAUCCCAAGAGUUUCAGCAGUAUUUGAACCGAGGGCUAGCAGUAGCGGAGAAUCAGGCAUCGAACGCCUUCCAUUGCAAGACACCAGAUUGCACAAGCUUCUGUUUCUACGAUGACAACAUUAACUUCUUCCCCUGUCCGGUCUGUAAUAAGCAAAACUGUUUGACGUGUAAAGCCAUCCAUGAAGGAAUGAACUGUAAAGAGUAUCAGGAAGAUUUACUGAGGAGGUCCGCUAAUGAUCAGGCUGCAAAGAAGACUAAAUUGACGCUGGAGAAAAUGAUCAAAACUGGUGAAGCGAUCAACUGUCCUCAGUGUGGAAUCAUCAUGCUGAAGAAAGAAGGCUGUGAUUGGGUUAGAUGCUCAAUGUGUAAAACGGAAGUGUGUUGGGUUACCAAGGGACUGCGGUGGGGACCAGCGGGAAAUGGUGAUAUAACAGGUGGAUGUAAAUGCCGAGUUCAGGGGAGGAAGUGUCAUAUAAAUUGUCAGAAUUGUCACUGAGUGAAUGAACUAGGAACCAUUUAUUGUGAUAAUAACAAGAAUUUUGGGAGGCUAUUCAUCCUUACUCAAAGCUUAGAAGCUGAAUUGCAAUGGACACGGCUACACUGUGUUCAAGCAGCUGGCAUGGAAGAACGCCAGCCACAUAUUGACCCAUUGAUUACCACAGAGCACAUCCAGAGAUCGGUGGGGUUUGAUUUUUCUGGAGGGAUAAAAACCAGAGCGCCCGGGAAAAACCAUGGCAGAGGAGAGAACCAACGCACAACUCUAAACACAUAUGGCCUAGCCAGGUAUCAAACUUGGGUCACAUUGGUGAGAGGCAAGUGCUUUAUGCUCAUUAGCCAACCAUACCCCACAAGCCAGAGGAGAGGACAACGCACAACUCUACUCACAUAUGGCCCUAGCCAGGUAUCAAACUUGGGUCACAUUGGUGAGAGGCGAGUGCUUUGUGCUCAUGAGCCAACCAUACCCCACAAGCCAGAGGAGAGGACCAACGCACAACUCUACUCACAUAUGGCCCUAGCCGGGUAUCGCACCUGGGUCACAUUGGUGAGAGGCGGGUGCUUUGUUCUCAUGAGCCAACCAUACCCCACAAGCCAGAGGAGAGGACCAACGCACAACUCUACUCACAUAUGGCCCUAGCCAGGUAUCAAAAUUGGGUCACAUUGGUGAGAGGCGGGUGCUUUGUGCUCAUGAGCCAACCAUACCCCACAAGCCAGAGGAGAGGACCAACGCACAACUCUACUCACAUAUGGCCCUAGCCAGGUAUCAAAAUUGGGUCACAUUGGUGAGAGGCGGGUGCUUUGUGCUCAUGAGCCAACCAUACCCCACAAGCCAGAGGAGAGGACCAACGCACAACUCUACUCACAUAUGGCCCUAGCCAGGUAUCAAACUUGGGUCACAUUGGUGAGAGGCGGGUGCUUUGUGCUCAUGAGCCAACCAUACCCCACAAGCCAGAGGAGAGGACCAACGCACAACUCUACUCACAUAUGGCCCUAGCCAGGUAUCAAAAUUGGGUCACAUUGGUGAGAGGCGGGUGCUUUGUGCUCAUGAGCCAACCAUACCCCACAAGCCAGAGGAGAGGACCAACGCACAACUCUACUCACAUAUGGCCCUAGCCAGGUAUCAAACUUGGGUCACAUUGGUGAGAGGCGGGUGCUUUGUGCUCAUGAGCCAACCAUACCCCACAAGCCAGAGGAGAGGACCAACGCACAACUCUACUCACAUAUGGCCCUAGCCAGGUAUCAAACUUGGGUCACAUUGGUGAGAGGCGGGUGCUUUGUGCUCAUGAGCCAACCAUACC
Messenger RNA from Asterias rubens (European starfish), 3565 nucleotides. Its product is annotated as ranBP-type and C3HC4-type zinc finger-containing protein 1-like. The record is from RefSeq and is a predicted model, not a curated record. NCBI's taxonomy places the organism in Eukaryota, Metazoa, Echinodermata, Asteroidea, Forcipulatida, Asteriidae. Gene Ontology annotation, cellular component: LUBAC complex. Gene Ontology annotation, molecular function: ubiquitin-protein transferase activity; metal ion binding; ubiquitin binding. The transcript has 14 exons. The coding region runs from base 250 to 2265 and encodes 671 amino acids. Gene Ontology annotation, biological process: proteasome-mediated ubiquitin-dependent protein catabolic process; protein linear polyubiquitination.